AUGGGAGGCCCAAAUCUCGAAGUCUUCAAAUUCGGCAUGUACAUAAUGUUCCCAAUCGGCUUCAUGUACUACUUCGGCAUCAACCUCGACUCACGGUUUUCAGUCCCCGAUUUCUGGCCCAAAAGAGGACAAACGCAUGAGAUACCUUUUGAAAGAGAUGAGAUUCGGGAGGAGAUUGAAAGACUAAAGCAGAGGAGAUUGGCGGCUAGGGCCAGGAGGUUGGCGAUGGAGGAAAAGGAAGGAGGGCGUGCCAUGAAUCAAGAACAUGAAAGGGAGGUUGAGGUGCAGCCGAAGGAGUAUUUGAAGAAUACGCAUGUUGUGAGUCCGCCGAGUGAGGAGGAUGCGAAGAGGACCGGGUGGUUUGGGUGGGGAAAGUGA
Messenger RNA from Pseudocercospora fijiensis CIRAD86, 378 nucleotides. RefSeq lists its product as uncharacterized. Gene Ontology annotation, biological process: mitochondrial respiratory chain complex IV assembly. The transcript has 2 exons. Gene Ontology annotation, cellular component: mitochondrion; mitochondrial inner membrane. The record is from RefSeq and is a predicted model, not a curated record. The coding region runs from base 1 to 378 and encodes 125 amino acids. Lineage: Eukaryota; Fungi; Ascomycota; Dothideomycetes; Mycosphaerellales; Mycosphaerellaceae.